AUGCUGAACCAAGGCGAGCUCGGCACGGCCAUGAAGGUCCUCUCCAAGGAGUCUGCCGACACUGUACGUGGCUGGUUCUCGGGAGAGCAGGCGGGCGAGUCCUACGAGCCACUCCUUGAAGACGAGGAAGCAGAUCUUUCGGCAGAUCUGUCUGAACUAUCGUACGAAGAAGAAAAGCCAAUUGAGUACACCAGAAGGAGCUGGUUUCGAUUCCGCCGCUCCCACGCACGACGCAUCUUCUGGACCUUGGUGCCAUCGUUCGUGGCCCACGCAUACGGUCAUGGGGACGAAAAUUCCGUGGUCCCUGAUUCCCACUCAACGUCGUACCUGAACGGCCUCCGUGGCAUCGCAGCAAUGGUCGUCAUUAUACUCCACUAUACUGAUGAUUUCGUUUUCAUCAACCAUGGUUGGGGAGAGGAUGCGAACAAUCACUACUUUUUGCAACUCCCAUUCAUCCGACUUAUCCACUGCGGAGUCUUGAGCGUCAUGAUCUUCUUCGUCCUCAGCGGCUUUGUGCUCACAUAUAGCCCGUUGAAGAAGGCUCACAGUGGACAAGUUGAAGCCUGCAUUGGGUCCCUUCCAUCAAGCGUUUUCCGCCGCGGAAUGCGGCUAUUCUUCCCGACUAUUCCCCUCCUUUUCAUUGUCCUCGUCUUGAAAACAUACGGAUUGUACUACAAUAGCGGAAGCAGGGAUCCUGAGGCAGCCCCAGCCACCGGCAUCUUGGCGCUUCUCGUCUUGGUAUGGCAAAAUCUCAUCAUCAUCACAACUCAGACCACCACCGCCAGCUUCUUGCCUCAGGCCUGGACACUGUCGGUUGAGUUCAGGGGAUCAAUUCUCGUGUUCCUGUGCUGCUUGGCCCUGGCACGGGUAUCUCCCCUAGCCCGGCUAUCUGUGGUGGCGAUCAUUUUCGUUUUCUUCUGGACCCUCGGCGCGGAUGGAGACAUGUGGCAGCCUUGCCUCUUUCUCUGGGGCAUGGCUCUUGCUGACAUCCGCCAUUUGCGGAACAAGCUACCGAGCCUGGAGGGUUCACUUGAGAGAACGGCUUCGUACAGCUGGUGGCUGGUCUUUGUAUUCUCACUCUGGCUAGGAGGCUACCCCAUCAAUGGCCACACCUUCAAUGCCGUGGGAUACGGGUGGCUCGAAAUGUUCCCCACGUUCGGCCAGGACCCGGCGCGCACUUUCCCGGCCGUCGGUGCCAUGAUACUGGUAACAUCCCUAGAGAACCUGCCGCCUUUGCAGCGCUUGUUGAACGCGCGCUGGGUGCUAUACCUGGGCGAGGUCAGCUUCGGCAUGUAUCUGGUUCACUGGGCUGUUGAGAGGUCUUUCCUCGGCUUGGGUCUCAAGUUCGCGAUGCAGAACGCCGGGUAUUCUCUCGGUGUGGCUUGGACUUGCAGUUUUACCGUGGUAAUUGUGCUCACCUUGUGGUUCGGAGAUUUGCACUGGAGAUUUAUUGAUCAGAAGUGCGUUCGACUUGCACGCUGGUUGACUACGAAAUUGGGGGUGUAG
Molecule: messenger RNA, 1506 nt
Organism: Colletotrichum tamarilloi
Lineage: Eukaryota; Fungi; Ascomycota; Sordariomycetes; Glomerellales; Glomerellaceae
Product: acyltransferase
Exons: 2
Coding region: 1-1506 (501 amino acids)
Biological process (GO): polysaccharide biosynthetic process
Cellular component (GO): membrane
Molecular function (GO): acyltransferase activity, transferring groups other than amino-acyl groups
Source: RefSeq, a predicted model, not a curated record